Molecule: messenger RNA, 573 nt
Organism: Haliotis rufescens (red abalone)
Lineage: Eukaryota; Metazoa; Mollusca; Gastropoda; Lepetellida; Haliotidae
Product: fucolectin-like
Exons: 4
Coding region: 52-573 (173 amino acids)
Source: RefSeq, a predicted model, not a curated record
CGUUCAUACACUUCAUGAAAAUCAUUAGAGUUUUCUUGUCGCGGACAAAAGAUGUUCCCACUGAAUACGGUCCUACUCCUCGCCCAUUCAACAUUUGUAUGUGGUAUCCUCAAUAAUCUGGCCUUAGGCAAACCAACUAAAUCUUCAACCUUCACCGAUUACAAAGACAAAGCAGUUGAUGGCAACAGAGAAGCAGCCUUUUCAGGGAACUCGUGCUGGGAGAGCCAAGACGGGGACAUGCAGCCAUACUGGCUGGUUGACCUUCAAAGUGACUUCUUUCUGGAAUACGUUACCAUAACCAACAGAGGGGAUUGUUUUGGUGACCGAAUGCAUGACCUAAAGAUUGAGGUCUUCGCGGAUGAUCCCGUGCUGAACCCAUUGAUUCCCUCACAGCUUUGUGCGAUGUAUGAUGGGCCAAUGCCUGAUGGUGCAACAGAAAAUAUUUCAUGUUCUUGUGCUGCCCAAGGGCGUUAUAUCAGAAUCCGGGGUCUGUACAGACGAUACGCAACGGAUCUACUAACACUGUGUGAAGUUGAAGUGCUAGGCUAUACUAUUAGCCUUGCAACAUAUUGA